CCCAUGAUGAUGCCAUCUGGACAGCAGCGUGGGGAAAAAGCCAAGUGGACGGCUCUGAAACCAUCGUCACUGGUUCUCUUGAUGAUAUGGUGAAAGUGUGGAAAUGGUGUGAUGAAAAGCUGGAGCUGCAGUGGACGCUGGAGGGCCACCAGCUGGGGGUGGUAUCAGUGGACAUUAGUCAUAAUGGAGCCAUUGCUGCCUCCAGCUCCCUGGAUGCACACAUCCGCCUCUGGGACCUGGAAUCAGGAAAACAGAUCAAGUCCAUGGACGCUGGACCAGUUGAUGCGUGGUCUGUCGCCUUUUCACCCGACUCCAAACACAUCGCCACAGGAAGCCAUCAUGGUAAAGUCAACAUCUUUGGUGUGGAAAGUGGAAAGAAGGAAUAUUCUUUGGACACACGAGGAAAAUUCAUCCUAAGUAUAGCUUAUAGUCCUGAUGGGAAGUAUUUGGCCAGCGGAGCUAUUGAUGGAAUCAUCAACAUCUUUGACAUUGCCACUGGGAAGCUGCUCCACACACUCGAAGGUCACGCCAUGCCCAUCAGAUCUCUCACCUUCUCUCCAGACUCACAGCUGCUGGUCACAGCCUCUGACGACGGCUACAUCAAGAUAUACGAUGUGCAACAUGCCAACCUGGCCGGCACGCUGAGUGGACAUGGAUCCUGGGUUCUUAAUGUUGCCUUCUCCCCUGAUGACAUCCACUUUGUCUCCAGUUCGUCUGACAAGAGUGUGAAGGUUUGGGAUGCAAGUUCCAGGACUUGUAUCAACACUUUCUUCGACCAUCAAGACCAGGUGUGGAGUGUAAAGUACAACAGCAACGGCUCAAAGAUUGUCUCCGCUGGCGAUGACCGCGCCAUUCACAUCUACGACUGCUCGUCCUGAUGAAGAGCAGUGAGCAGGAUGAUAUACUCAGAGGUCGACCAAAUCAUGGAGUUGAAUUUGGUAAAUUUAGGAGGUGCGGAAGUUUUGUAAAUGUGAUUUUUUUUUUUUUUUUUGCACUGGCUGAAAAUAAAAAGAUUUGUUUUGGU
Austrofundulus limnaeus is the source of this 1024-nucleotide messenger RNA. RefSeq names its product SKI8 subunit of superkiller complex (gene skic8). Gene Ontology annotation, molecular function: protein binding. Gene Ontology annotation, cellular component: Cdc73/Paf1 complex. The record is from RefSeq and is a predicted model, not a curated record. NCBI's taxonomy places the organism in Eukaryota, Metazoa, Chordata, Actinopteri, Cyprinodontiformes, Rivulidae.